AUGUACACCAGUUUGAUGAUGAUCCCCACUUCGCGUGGUAUACCCGGUGUCACUAAGUGCUACAUGAGACAAGACAAUAAGGUUCAAUACGGCAAUGAUGUGGGCACAUUCGCUCGUAGCAGGGAGUGGGUUUUGGAUACUGAUGGAUGCAAUUUAGAGCAGGUGUUGACCAUGGAGGCAGUAGACAGUACCCGUACCUCCUCCAAUGACAUCGUGGAGAUCCUCAAUGUGUUGGGUAUCAAAGCCUGUAGGAAGGCUUUACUCAAUGAGUUGCGACAAGUGAUCAGUUUCGAUGGCUCUUACGUUAACUAUCGCCAUAUGUCGGUACUGUGGGACACGAUGUGCCAGAAGGGACAUCUUCGCCCCACUUCGCGUG
Messenger RNA from Perkinsus marinus ATCC 50983, 376 nucleotides. Its product is annotated as DNA-directed RNA polymerase II largest subunit, putative. Gene Ontology annotation, biological process: DNA-templated transcription. Gene Ontology annotation, cellular component: RNA polymerase II, core complex. NCBI's taxonomy places the organism in Eukaryota, Perkinsozoa, Perkinsida, Perkinsidae. The record is from RefSeq and is a predicted model, not a curated record. The transcript has 5 exons. Gene Ontology annotation, molecular function: DNA binding. The annotation marks the transcript as partial.